UCGGUGCACUCAGUGCCCGGAAUUCCCUGGAUGUCCCCGCCACCCAUGGACGAAUUUUGGAUCCGGCUUCUCACUGCGCUUGUGCUCCUCCACCAAACCACGAGCACCAGUGACACUGAGGAGGUGUCCGGGACCGUGGGCAGGUCCGUGAUCUUCCGCACCCAGGACAUGACAGAUGGAAAUGCAUUCUGGAAUUUUGGGAAUGAUCCCAUAGUGACUGCAUCAUUUGAGGAUCCUCCUCAUGCUUUAUUUUCAAAACCAACAUUCGAAAAGCGUUUUGCUGUCUCCGAGAAGGGCCGUGCACUCAGCAUCUCCCAGCUGAGGCUGCAGGAUGCCGGGACCUACUCUGUAACCAUUGGGGAAAAAAGAUUCACCUUCAUCCUCCAUGUGUACAGGGAGCUGGCAGAGCCCACGGUGACCUGCGAGGCCCAGAACUGCUCCUCAGAUGGGAACUGCCGCUUCUCCCUGCGCUGCUCCGUGUCCGGCACCGACCUCGGGAACGUCUCCUACACUUGGAGAGAGGGAGAUCGGCCAUGGGAUGAAGGCUCCAUGGUGCUGUGGGUGAAUAAAUCCGACUUGGAGGUGCUGGGGCCGCUGAGGUGCACAGCACGGAACCCUGUGAGCAACAGGAGCGUCACUGUCAGAACCCCUGACCUGCUCUGCGCUGGUUCCCUCUCCAGUGGCAGGUUCUGGAUCUGGCUCAUAGUGACAAUUGGAGUCGUGACACUUUUAUCGGUUCUCCUCCUGUUCCUCCGUAAAUUCAGGGGCUGGAGGAAAUUCCGUCUCUGCAAACCCAAGCCUACGGACACAGUGUCCACAUCCGAGCAGACGACCAUGUACGCUGAGGUGGGACCUUCCCAGCUGCGCAUCCCUAACGGAAUUAAAGCAAAACCAACAGAUGGAGAAUCCGCCGCAACCAUUUAUUCCCUGGUGAAGCCUCCAGACCAGGUGGAAAAUGGUGCCGUGGCCACCCUGGAGCUGAUCUAGGACCUGGAACAGGUUUAAGGAAUCUGGAAAUGGUUUAAAGGAUCUGGAACUGCCUUAAAGGAUCUCAAAAUAUUCUAUAACCAUUAAAGUAUCAAGAACAGAUCUAGAAUGAUCUGGUGUCUCAGGUUGCAAUACAAGAUACAAUCAAAAAUUUGGAUUUUAUCACCAUCCGUUAAGCCAGAUCCUUAUCUCCAGGGAGAUAUUAUCUGCUGAUGUGCUAAAAUCAACCAGGGCAAUCAUCUUCAUCUUUUAUCUUCAUCCUCCUUCCAGGCGUGUCACUGCACGUGGUUCCAGAGAUGCGAUAAAGGCAGUAACAUGUCAACGUUCUUGCAAGACCAAAAAAUGACAAUUUUAUUCAAGAAAAUAAUGGGUUUAAAUAAGAUACAUUGUACAAUACAAAUUAGAAAGGGUUGAUUUGGUACGAGGAGCAACACCCCUCCAGAAAUCUGCUCUGUGAAAAACAACACGUCUGCAGCAGGUGUCUAUCUGUGUUAUUGAACUCUCUGAAACCUUUCUCCUGGGAAAAGAAUCAGAGCUGAUAGCAGCCUGGAAAAAGUUCAGUUUCUCUCCUGUUAACUGCCACUGAUGUAUGACUGAUAAAAUUCCAUCAUCCAGGGGAGGAGCCAAGCAUUUCCCAACCAGGUAAACACUGAUGUUUGGAACACCAGAACAGCUUUUUGCACUGGAUUCCAGAAGAAAGCUGUACCUUUCCAUAUCAUCAUUGAAUCUCCGGAGGCAAACUGCACCUUGUACAGAACCACUGCUUCAACUGAACCACAUCUGUCACUGCAGGAGGAUGCAGCCACCACUGAAUGGAACUGCUGCUAACACCCUGACUGAUGGAGUGUCAGGUUAUACUGUCAAUCUGGUUACUGUUUUGUUGUUGUUUUGCAAUGCUCUGUUUCUAUUUUAAUUUUCCAUUGUUAUUUCCCUUCCCAUACGUUUUCCUGCAAGCCCUUGAUUUCAAAAUUGCAAUAAUUUAGGGGGAGGAGGUUUACAUUUUCAUUCCAAAGAGAGGCUCCUGCCUUUCUUAGCAGACACCUGUUCUACAAACCAGGACAGAUUUCUCCAAAACCUGGACCUGGUUUGAAGGGUCUGGAGCUGGUUUAGAAGGACCUAGACUGGGUUUAAAGGACCUGGACCUGUUUUAAGGUCAGACAGACUGCACAAUGUCACUCUGGAAGGUCUCCUGGACAGCUCCAACAUCCCCAGUACCACUCCAGACCUGGAUCUCAGGGAUCUCCCCUUUCCCUCCUCGUCACUUCUGCCUCAGUUUCCCUCGCAGCAGCCUCAGUUUGGGAUCUCAGGGAGGAUUUGGAGACUUUUGGGAUCUUUCCCCUCAAUUUUGGUACCUCCCUGGGAUUCAAGAAGCUGAAUCCUCACCCUCUCCCACCCGAUUCCUAGAAGAAAUUUCUGCAAGGACUCACAGACAGAGAGAAACUCUCAGAAGGUUUUUUUUCCAUGGAAUUCAGGAAUUCCUGAAUUUGGAAAAGCCCUGCAGCACUAUCAGUUCCAGCUUGGGACCAAUCCUGGUCACCCAGACAAACGUCCAGCAGGUUCCUUGCCCACCUCCAGGGACGGACAGCUCCAAACCGUCUCGUUUUUCACAUGGAAAGCACACUUUAAUGCAAAUUGUCUAAAAUUAAUUCCUUCUGAACAAAGCUUUCAUAAAUUUUAUUUUUUAUUUAA
Molecule: messenger RNA, 2676 nt
Organism: Catharus ustulatus (Swainson's thrush)
Lineage: Eukaryota; Metazoa; Chordata; Aves; Passeriformes; Turdidae
Product: T-lymphocyte surface antigen Ly-9-like
Exons: 8
Coding region: 31-987 (318 amino acids)
Biological process (GO): T cell activation
Cellular component (GO): external side of plasma membrane
Source: RefSeq, a predicted model, not a curated record